Molecule: messenger RNA, 978 nt
Organism: Closterium sp. NIES-65
Lineage: Eukaryota; Viridiplantae; Streptophyta; Zygnematophyceae; Desmidiales; Closteriaceae
Source: the annotation of a GenBank genome assembly
AUGGCAACGGCUUUGUCCAUGACUCACUCCGUGGUGACCGCGUCGACUGUAACCCACUCCAAGACAACCGACUGCGGGUUAAUCGGUAGACACUCUUCCCCAGUCGUCCCGGCUCCUGCAAUCAACAACUCGGGAAGCAACGCUCAACCGACCGUACACUCCCUCUACUCGUCCACUUCCUUCCUCUCUAACUCCUCAGCUGAGCAGCAGUCCGACACGAGUCUAUUGCUGCUGCAAUCACAAUCGUAUCAUUUCCGUACUUUUCAACCACGACAGCGAGUCAACAUCGCACUUCGAACCACCGGUGCUCCCCACAGUUUCGGAACCCCAACGUGCUUCCGAACCGACGAGGGAGACCCGGACAUUCUCCUACCUCACCAUCCACAUAUCUCAACUCCGUCCCAUGGGACCUCAUCCAACCCUGCUUCAAGCUUCUUCGAUACCCGAUACGGGCCGUGGGCCAAUGCCAUGAUGGAGCGACAAACCAUGAAAAGCUUACAAGAAAGAAUCUUCAAAGAACAAGCUGGCGGCGGCGGCGGCGACAGCGGCGGAAGAGGCGGGGACGAUGACGACGGGAAAGGCGGCGACGGCGGGGGAGACGGCGGAGACGACGGCGAUGAGGGGAACCGGCGGAGCGCCAAUCAGAUUGACGCGCUGCCGUUUCUCAGCCUGGCGUUCGCCGCGUUACACGCGUGCUACUGUAUCGUUAUAGGCUUGAAGGAGAAGGUUCUGCCGCCGGAUUUCCUUCGCACGGCUGCCGGGCUCUCCUCGUUGCUCAUCGCUUCGGCCCUUCGCCUGAACUCAACGCGGUACGGGUUCGACUCUUACGUGCUGGGCCUUGGGGCAUCCGUUGGCGUUUCUGUGUGGUCAGCUGAACGCUGCUUUCUGCGAAAGGAGCCCUCCCCGUCGGGCGUGGCUGCGCUCUGCUCGGCAAUCAUGGCAGCACUGUACACUUGUGCCCUGUACCGCACUGUAUAA